Molecule: messenger RNA, 601 nt
Organism: Daucus carota subsp. sativus
Lineage: Eukaryota; Viridiplantae; Streptophyta; Magnoliopsida; Apiales; Apiaceae
Product: early nodulin-93
Exons: 4
Coding region: 97-435 (112 amino acids)
Source: RefSeq, a predicted model, not a curated record
CACCAUACGUCCAUACAUACAGAAGUCCUUUUCUCCUGUUCCAAGUGAUUGUGUUUUGUUCAUAGACUCAUAGUCAUACUUGACUUAGCUGCGCCCAUGGGAAUUCCAUCAGAGAUGAGAGACGCUUGGGCUGCCAAAAGAAAAAACCCUUUCUUUAUUGCUUCCCCUUCUGAAGACCAGAGGCUUAUCAAUUCAAGAAAUUGCACCCAAGAGGGUGUUCGUGCUGGAGCUAAGGCAGCUUCUAUUGCUUGUGUUGUCAGUGCUGUGCCCACAUUGACUGCUUGUCGCAUGAUACCAUGGGCCAAGGCAAACCUCAACUAUACUGCUCAGGCUCUCAUCAUAUCUGCUGCAUCUAUCGCAGCAUACUUCAUUACCGCUGACAAAACAAUUUUGGAAUGCGCAAGAAGAAAUGCCCAGUAUGGGAAGUCAGCUUAGGUUGGAGAAAUCCGUUUCCUGUGUUUUUUAAUCUUCUGUGUAAAAGUUUGGAAGUUUUUUCCUAAUGUUAAUUGCAGACGUAGCAAAGAAAAGUUGCUCUCUUCUGUAUUGCUAUGUUUUCUUUUGAGGAUGGGUGAAAUCUAGCACAAGGCAUAAGAUUCCGAUC